AUGCCAGAGAUUAAAUUGGACUCUAUUAUACCACCACAGCCAGCAACUCGCAGGAAUUUCUCAGUCCAUUUAUCGUACGACGAAACUACCAACACAAUUGCAUACCCAUGUGGCAAAUCCGCAUUCAUCCGUUCACUCUCUGAAGACGUUAAAGACGAAAUUACUGUCCAAUUCACUGGACAUUCUUCAUCUAAUGUCACUGUUGUGAAGUUCUCUCCAAUUAAGGGGUCACAAUAUGUCUGUUCCGGUGAUGAAUCCGGUAAAGUUAUCGUCUGGGGUUGGAACAAAGACCUGGACACUGGAAUCAUCAGUACGACGAUCAAAUCCGAGUUCCAAGUUCUUGCGGGACCCAUCACAGACAUUGCAUGGGAUUGUGAAGGUAAAAGACUCGCUGUCGUCGGAGAAGGUAGGGAUAAAUUUGGUGUAUUUAUUUCUUGGGAUACUGGGAAUUCACUUGGUGAAAUUUCUGGUCAUUCUCAAAAGAUUAAUGCUGUUCAUUUUAAACAAUCUAGGCCAAUGAGAUGUAUGACUGUGGGUGAUGCUGGGACUGCAGUUUUCUAUCAGGGUCCUCCUUUCAAAUUCACCGCUAGUGAUAGAAUGCACCAUGAUCAAGGAAAGUUUAUUAGAGAUGUGAAAUUCUCGCCUGAUAAUGGAGAAUUCGUAGUUAGUGUGGGGUCCGAUAGGAAAAUUGUUUGUUAUGAUGGCAAAACAGGAGAAUUUAUAAAGUAUAUUGAAGAUGGAAGUCACCAAAUAAAUGGUGGAAACUUUGCAUUGGAUUGGAUUGAUUCAAAUAAAUUCGUAACUGCCAGUGCGGAUUCGAAAAUUGCCGUUUGGGAUGUAACAACGUCUAAAUGUGAACAAGUAUGGACUGUCACUGGGAGUGAUUCACUGAAAACACAACAAGUGGGUGUUGUUGUAGCAACUAAAAAUAAUCAAAUCGUUUCUUUGUCAUUGGAUGGUACUUUAAACAUCUUCCAAAUGGGACAGGAUUCAAUACUAAGAUCAAUUAAAGGCCAUAACAAAGGUAUAACAGCUUUAGCGACAAACCCAUUAGUAAGUGGUUCGUACGAUGGUAAAGUAAUGGAAUGGGAAACCAUUCCAAAAAGAUUACAUGAUCUUCAUAGGAAUUUGAUUGUUUCUAUUGACAAUGUUACAUCAGGAAAAAUUUCUAGUGUCUCAUGGGAUGACACAUUGAUGGUGAAUGAUGAAAUCAAAUAUAAAUUCGAACAUCAACCAAAAGUAUCUACAAGUAACGAUGAUGGUAUGACAGCGGUAGUUACCUCCGAAAAUAUGUUACUGCUUUUGAAUUCUGUUACAGGUGCUAUUUUACAAUCUUUACAGUUAAAAACCCCAGUAGCCGCUAUUGGAUUAAGUUCCAAAAUCGUUUCUGUUGGAUAUGAAGAAACUAAUUUGAUUGAAGUGUUUGACAUUUCUGAACUAUCCUCGUGCUUCCAAUUGAAUUCCAAAUUAACUUCUACACCAUCGUGUAUUUCUAUUUCAAAAUCAGAGAGAUAUCUUGCUGCUGGUGACGUGAUGGGUAAGAUUAUAUUAUUUGAUUUAGAAACUAGAGAUAUAAAGACAUCCAGAUGGUCCUUCCAUACAGGCAGGAUAAAUGCUAUUUCAUGGAGGCCCGAAGAAGAAGAAGGGGAAGAAGAUUUGGUUGCGACAGGUUCAUUGGAUACGAACAUUAUCAUAUAUUCAAUGAAGAAACCAAUGAGAACCAUUAAAUACUUGAAUGCGCAUAAAGAUGGUAUUAAUGCAUUGUUAUGGAACGAUGCGAACACUUUAGUCAGUGCCGGUACAGACGCAUGUAUAAAGAAAUGGUCAGUUGAAUUCUAG
Molecule: messenger RNA, 1839 nt
Organism: Naumovozyma dairenensis CBS 421
Lineage: Eukaryota; Fungi; Ascomycota; Saccharomycetes; Saccharomycetales; Saccharomycetaceae
Gene: AIP1
Product: Aip1p
Exons: 1
Coding region: 1-1839 (612 amino acids)
Biological process (GO): positive regulation of actin filament depolymerization; actin filament depolymerization
Cellular component (GO): cortical actin cytoskeleton
Molecular function (GO): actin filament binding
Source: RefSeq, a predicted model, not a curated record